Lotus japonicus is the source of this 782-nucleotide messenger RNA. Its product is annotated as norbelladine synthase-like. Gene Ontology annotation, cellular component: nucleus; cytoplasm. Lineage: Eukaryota; Viridiplantae; Streptophyta; Magnoliopsida; Fabales; Fabaceae. The transcript has 2 exons. Gene Ontology annotation, molecular function: protein phosphatase inhibitor activity; abscisic acid binding; signaling receptor activity. Gene Ontology annotation, biological process: abscisic acid-activated signaling pathway; defense response. Bases 92 to 580 code for a protein of 162 amino acids. The record is from RefSeq and is a predicted model, not a curated record.
UUUAUCUUUGUGUGUUGUUUCAUACUUCAGAUAUACACUAUACUCACCAGAAACACACUCCAUUGUCAAGAGCAACCUUCUGUAAGAGAUCAUGUUUGGCAAACUGGAGCAUGAGCUGGAGAUGCAUGUGCCUGCAAGUGAGGUAUGGGAUCUGUUUGGCACCCUUCGUAUAGGCCAAUUUGUUGAGCAAGAGAUGACUGAGUUGUUCCAAAAGGUGGAGCUAAUUGAAGGAGAUGGAGGGGUUGGAACUGUCCUCAAGCUAACCUUUGCUCCAGGUAUACCUGGGCCAACAAGUUACAAAGAGAAGUUCACCAAGAUUGAUAAUGAGAAGAGGAUCAAAGAAGUAGAGGUAGUUGAAGGAGGGUACUUGGAGCAUGGAUUCACUUUAUACAGGGUUACCUUUCAUGUCAUAGAGAAAGGUGAAGAUUCAAGCGCGCUCAAGUCCACAAUCGAGUAUGAAGUCAAGGAAGAGGAUGCAGCUAAUGCCUCACUUGUUUCCAUCGAGCCAGUUGCAAACAUUGCACAACUUGCCAAGAAUUACUUCAGCAGAAACAAGGCUGCAAAAGAAGCAAAACAGUAAUCAUGUUUGUUUCAACUUACUUUUUUCUCAGAAUCAAUUAUGACAACCAAAAGCUACUCAGAAAAGCUUCUCUCCAUAAUUGAUUUUGACUUUAAAAUCAAUUGUCGAAGGAUUUCCAAACAUUCACUAAAUAAUACUCGAGAAUGGCAAACUCGCUCCCUUGAUUUGCCUAAGUUCAUGAAUAAAUGAUAAAUUUGUCUCA